This is a messenger RNA of Chanos chanos (milkfish), 1449 nucleotides long. RefSeq names its product estrogen-related receptor beta (gene esrrb). Gene Ontology annotation, biological process: regulation of DNA-templated transcription. Gene Ontology annotation, cellular component: nucleus. The transcript has 9 exons. Bases 1 to 1449 code for a protein of 482 amino acids. Lineage: Eukaryota; Metazoa; Chordata; Actinopteri; Gonorynchiformes; Chanidae. The record is from RefSeq and is a predicted model, not a curated record. Gene Ontology annotation, molecular function: sequence-specific DNA binding; nuclear steroid receptor activity; steroid binding.
AUGGACAUUUCCGAACUUUGCAUCCCUGAUCCUCUCAGCUAUCAUAACCAGGCCUCCUGGUCCCAUUCAUUAGGCCGAUUACUCAGCCCACUGGCCUCACUGGAACCCUCUCACUACUGGUUGUUGAACAGGAUGGCUGCUGAUGACCGGCACCUGCCAUCCAGCUGUGGCUCCUAUAUUAAAACGGAGCCGUCCAGUCCCUCAUCUCUGGUGGACACUGCCAGUCACCCUAGUCCCAGUGCCCACUCUGACGCCAGCGGGGGCUACGGCAGUGCCAUCAACAGCCACUCCAACGGCCUGGACUCUCCUCCCAUGUUCACACCGGGGGGUUUGGGGGCGCCGGGCGCCUGUCGAAAACGCUACGAGGACUGCUCCAGCACGCUACUGGAGGACGCUGGGCCUAUUAAAUGCGAGUACAUGCUAAACUCCAUUCCCAAACGUCUGUGUCUGGUGUGUGGAGACAUUGCGUCGGGCUACCACUACGGCGUGGCUUCCUGUGAGGCAUGCAAGGCGUUCUUUAAGAGGACGAUACAAGGUAAUAUUGAAUACAGCUGUCCAGCCACCAAUGAAUGUGAGAUCACUAAACGGAGGCGUAAAUCAUGCCAGGCCUGCCGCUUUAUGAAAUGUCUGAAAGUGGGCAUGCUUAAGGAAGGGUUUAAACGUGUACGUCUGGACCGUGUUAGGGGAGGGAGACAGAAGUAUAAGAGAAGGAUGGAUGCUGAAAACAGUGCUUAUCUGGGCCUAACACUGCCCCCUCCAGCCAAGAAACCACUGACGAAGAUAGUAUCCCACCUGCUGGUAGCAGAGCCAGAGAAAAUCUAUGCCAUGCCUGACCCCACCAUGCCAGAGAGUGACAUCAAAGCCCUGACCACACUGUGUGACCUGGCUGACCGAGAAUUGGUGGUCAUCAUCGGCUGGGCCAAACAUAUCCCAGGUUUCUCCAGUCUGUCUCUGGGAGACCAAAUGAGUCUAUUGCAGAGUGCCUGGAUGGAGAUUCUAAUCCUGAGUAUUGUGUUCCGCUCGCUGCCCUACGAAGACGAGCUGGUGUAUGCUGAAGACUACGUCAUGGAUGAAGAGCACUCACGACUCACGGGCCUGCUCGACCUCUACGUCUCCAUCCUCCAGCUCGUCCGCAAGUACAAGAAACUCAAAGUGGAAAAAGAGGAGUUUGUCACCCUCAAGGCCAUUGCUCUGGCCAAUUCAGACUCUAUGCAUAUAGAGGAUGUGGAAGCAGUUCAGAAGCUUCAGGAUGCUCUCCACGAGGCCCUGCAGGACUAUGAGAGUGGCCAGCAUACUGAGGACCCCCGACGGGCAGGCAAGCUGCUCAUGACCCUGCCCCUCCUCCGCCAGACCGCCACCAAGGCCGUGCAACACUUUUACAGCAUCAAAGUGCAGGGCAAGGUGCCCAUGCACAAACUCUUCCUCGAAAUGCUGGAAGCCAAGGUCUGA